CAAAUUUACAUGAACAAAUUAUUGAAAAAAGUCAUGUAGAUUUUUAUGAUUAUGAUAAAUUUUCGGAAAUUGAGCAUAUUGGUCCAGGACCUUCUGGAGAAACUUUUCGUGCUGAUUGGAAAUCUAAUGGAAUUACCGUAAUGUUAAAAAAGUCGAUGGGAAAUAUUGGCACUGAUGAUAAAUCUGUCAUAGAUAAAUUUAUUAUACUGGAAAAACUUCAAAAUGUCGAAGUGACUACUAAAAAGAAAAGUAACGAUAAUAUUUCAAAUAAUUCGAAACCAAGAAUUCGAAGAGUUUCCUCUUCUUCUUCUGGAGACAAAAUUCCUGAAAUUCAGAUUUCAACUACUGGAAAAUCUAAAAAAUUGGGCACAAUAAACACUGAACUGAGUAAUUCAGUUUUUAAUGGAAGGAAGCCACCACACUCAAGAAGUAAUUCGUUUCACGAGAGCUUAUCAACCCCAACCACCCCAACUUCUCCAGGAAAUAAUAAGAAAAUAAUUGAAAAUACUGAUUCUGUAUUCCUUAAAGAUUUAUUAAAAUUUUUUGCUGAAAUAUUAGAAUUAAGUGGUGAUUCCACUGCGAUGAUUUCUAAUAUUAAAGAUUAUUUGCAUAAUCGAAUGAGAGAACAUAAAUCAACUUUCAAAACUUUGAAUCAAAAUAAGGAUAAUCCUCAAUUCGCUGCUACUAGUGGGUAUUCUCUAGCACAAAGUAAGAUUGAUGGGUUGUCAAAACAAAGACGACCAUCAUCUGUUUUAAAAGUUGGUGCAAAAUAA
Messenger RNA from Scutellospora calospora, 773 nucleotides. The record is from the annotation of a GenBank genome assembly. NCBI's taxonomy places the organism in Eukaryota, Fungi, Glomeromycota, Glomeromycetes, Diversisporales, Gigasporaceae.